Exophiala spinifera is the source of this 1569-nucleotide messenger RNA. RefSeq lists its product as uncharacterized. The coding region runs from base 1 to 1569 and encodes 522 amino acids. Gene Ontology annotation, biological process: proteolysis. The record is from RefSeq and is a predicted model, not a curated record. The transcript is spliced from 2 exons. Lineage: Eukaryota; Fungi; Ascomycota; Eurotiomycetes; Chaetothyriales; Herpotrichiellaceae. Gene Ontology annotation, molecular function: aspartic-type endopeptidase activity.
AUGAGAUCCUCUCUAGUGGCUGUGCUAUGUCUGGCGACUGUUGGCCUGGCGGCCGACAGUUUCGUCAAGAUGAAUCUGCAUAAGGACCAUGUGCAGCGCAGCAAGAGCAUGUUGGCGCGCAGACAGACGGACACCCUUGAAGAGGACAUCACUUUAGCAAUAGAAGGAUCUGUUUACUGGCUGGAUCUCACCAUUGGUACACCGCCUCAACAGUUCAAGCUCCAACUCGACACUGGCAGCAGUGAUCUCUGGGUCCCGGCAGCGAAUGCAACUGCUUGUGUCCGGGAUGGCCACACUUGUCCAGGCGGCGCGUUCAACAUCAACAAAUCCACCACUGCCGAAAUCACGAUCCCAUGGUCAUGGGAAGUGGAAUACGGAGAUCAGACCGGCGACGCCGGGGAUUAUUUCACUGAUGUUGUAGUGGUUGGCAACGACACUAUUCCAGCUGGUAUCAUGCAACUCGGCCUGGCUAUGAUUACUGUGGAUGGCCCUCAGGUUCAGAAUGAUGGCCAUGGUCUUGUCGGCGUCGGAUACUCCAGUUUACAGUCGGGCGCGAUGACUGGCUUAUUUGACGCAGACAAGCUCCCACCUAGUCUGACUCAAGCGCUGGUGCAAGCUGGUGCAAUUGACCGAGAAGCCUACAGCCUCUAUCUGAACGACUUUGAAAGUGGCGAGGGUGCAGUGCUCUUCGGAGGCGUUGAUUCAAGCAAGUACACAGGCGAACUUGUGGCUCUCCCCAUCCUGCCUACGCCGGACAAUUUCUCCGAUUACACGCGCUUCGAGAUUGCCUUGACUGCGAUAUCUCUCACCGAUCAAAACGGGACACAUAAACUGACAGACGACGACUUUGCCGUACCCGCACUCAUCGACAGUGGUACCGUCGCCCAGACCCUCCCACAGCCAGUUUAUGAUGCAAUCCUCGGAGGCCUCGGGGCGACCAACGACCCCAACCUUGGUAGCCCUGUCGUUCCGUGUGCAUACGGGGACGCGGGCAUCUACAUCACUUAUACCUUUGGCGGCCCAGGUGGUCCUUCGAUUGACGUACAGUUGUCCGAACUGCUUGGACCUGGAGCAAGCGACCCGUCGUUUUACAAAGGCGAUGUCCCGGCUUGCGCCAUCUUCAUCAACCCGGCAACCGAGGACUUGGGUUACAUACUUGGCGACUCAUUCAUGCGUUCCGGAUACUUUGUCUACGACCUCGAGAAUAACAUGAUGGCCAUCGCUCAAGCCCGCCUCAAUUCGUCAGAGCCAGAGAAAAUAGUCGCCUUCUCCAACGGAACGGAUAUCCCUGGAGCAACUUCGACAAACACAUUCACCAAUGUACCCACAUCCAGCAAUAGUGUUGAGCAGCCCGGCGCGAAGACCACCUCUGCUGCAGCAUCGGCGACUGCCACAGGAGAUGUUCCCAUAGGUUCUCCAACCUUCGCCAUUGGAAGUGUGACUAGCGAGCUCGGCGCCUCAAGUACGGGCUCCUCCUCAUCAGGCAAUGAGAAUUCAGCAUCGACAAGCACUCGUGCGUCUCUAUGGGUUGCAGUUGCCGCUGGCAUAAUGAGUUUCUUGGUGAUUUAG